AAACAACAUUACCACGUAUGCAAAAGGGUCGUUCCAGGUAGGCAGGAAACCGGUUCCGCGCUAAACCGUUGCAAGUUGUUUACACCAACUACCCUUUAUCCCCACCACUUACGCGCGUUAGCAAGGGCUACGUGAUGUUUGGCAACUCGUUUCUCGUCCCAGUUUCUUUUUAGUCGCUCUCUCGAGUACACGUUGCUUAUUGCACUCUCUAAGUUCUUGUACUUUAUGCAAAUUUUUAUGUUGUGCUAUUUUUAAUCUGUAUUUUUACGCAUUUAUUUUUACUUCGAUUAUUAAUUAUUCGUGAUUUAUAAGUUUAUUAGUAGUCUUUUUACGUAUUUAUAUUUUUAUUUUCGUAAUUUAUUUUAUUAUUCGUGUUUUUAUUCGUAAUACGCGAAUUUUACAAAAUGGAGAAUACUACUUUUUCCAGUGAUUCGAUUCCACGUGGUCAAAAUUUCGGAUCGCGUAAUUCCACGCAGAAUGGUUCUGAUAGACGGAAUUUUACCAACGAUCGUUAUAAUAAAAACGGUGACAGGCGAUCGCCUAGAUUAUUGUAUUCCGAAGAUGAAGAAGAAGAGUUGAGUUUAUCUUUGGAAGAUUAUUACGGAAAAGACUUGGCAGCUUUACUCAAGAAUAGUUUCGAGAGUAAAACUUACCAUUUCGAUACACGUGGCGCCAGAUUACCAUCCGCUGAUCGAUUAUUUACCGAAGAAAAGUGGAAUAAUUACCAAUUAUCCGAAUUGCAAGACAUCAAACGUGAUCUCAACAUUGUCAAGUCCAAGUUGGACCGAUACGAAUUAUCCCAGUGGCAUAAGCAUACCAAAGCCAUGAAUCCAUCCGAUAAAAUCAUGAGGCAUUUACGACGAGACGUUAAAGUCGAAUUUUUAACUCAGGCUUGGUGCAAAUUUUACGAAUUGGUCAAUAAGUAUCAACUGAUACCAUCCGAAGCUCGUUCUGCAAACACGUUGUACUCGUUCCAUCUAUGCGAGGCUCCAGGUGCUUUCGUAGCCUCCUUGAAUCAUUAUUUGAAACUCAAUCAUCCCGAUUUGAAGUGGUACUGGUUGGCCAACUCCUUGAAUCCGUUUUACGAAGGAAACACCUUAUCUGAAAUGAUCAACGAUGACCGAUUUAUGCUGCAAACCAUCGAUCGUUGGGAUUUUGGUCCUGAUCAGACUGGCGACAUCACUCAUCCGGACUAUCCUUCGUAUCUGCGCCGAAAUUUCGACGAUGCUCUUCCCCAUCUGGUCACCGCUGAUGGUAGCUUCGAUUGUCAGGAUAACCCCAACGAACAGGAAAGCACUGUAUCCUGGCUCCAUCUCAAAGAAACUCUGAUCGCUUUGAAUAUUUUGCGAAAAAAUGGUAAUUUCGUCAUCAAGAUGUUCACGUUUUUCGAAUGCGAAAGCGUUUGCCUGCUUACACUGUUGGCUGCAGCCUUCCAAGAAAUCACCGUCGAAAAACCAGCUACGAGCAAAGAGGGCAAUUCCGAAUGCUACAUCGUUUGCCAAAAAUACCGAGGCCGAGAUGCCAUCGCACCGUGUCUCGACCAAUUACUCAAAAUUGAUUUGCAAACGUACCAGAAGUACUCCAUGUUCCCACUGGUGACAUGCAACCUGAUGUUUUAUCGUCAGAUUACCAGAUGCGCUUCUCUAUUCGCCUCCAAGCAGAUGAAUGCCAUCGAACGUUACAUUCGGAUUUAUGAAAACGAUCCGGAAGAUCCGAAACUUCGAAAACAUUGCGAUUUCCUGCAGGAGAAGUUCGUUCAGCAUUAUAUCAAGAAGAAUAAACUUCGUCCGAUUAAGUUGGAAGAUAAUAUUGUGAAUCUGCCGAAGCUUAAAUAUCAGGUGGAAAGAAAACCACCUCAAGUGAUCGAAAGCAAGUACCGUAAACAAGGCUCGCACGCUGACCGUAUCCAAAGAUCUACUCUCGUAGCCAGCGAUUUACUCAAGAAAAUCAACGAAGAACUGAACGACGACCUUUGCAAUAAUCUACAAGACCAACUCCGUUUACCAAGAGGAUGCGAAAUACCCGUCGACGAAUUCGACAUAACUUUUGGCAAACCCAUCGAAGUCGUUCUCAGCUCUCAAUUUUGCCACGGCCGAUUUAUGCGCAUACGAAACGAAAUGAUCAAAGUCUACGGAUAUCGUAAAUUCAUGAUCGCUGCAACCCAACUUCCGAAUACCCAUCGAGAUAAUUAUCGUAAUUACUGCGAUUUCUCAAUCCUCUAUAUGCAGAAAGAUUACAACACCGCGCAAAGAGAAAGCUUGUGCACGAUUUACGAUAAACUGUUCGACCUUCGGCAAGGAGAUGACUUCAAAUUGAUCGGAUAUCCGUUAUUAACCCAGUUCAAUAUCGAUGUUUUGUGCGUCCUGCGACAAAUGUUCAAACAGGUCAUCUUCAACGCUCCCGAUGAAUUGUUAUUAGUCGACAUGGAACUCGAUAUGCUGGAUUUAUGGAGGGACAAGUUGGCUGAUUUAUGCGACGUUUAUACGCCGAGACGUGCUGUGAUAUCGUUCCUGCCGAUUAGCUUUAUAACUGGUUCCAAUAACAGUUUCUACACAUGGUUGGUCGAAGCAAAUAACUCUCGUUUGUACCGUGAAAUUAACCAUGUGAUUGAGUUAAAUCCCAGAGUGUAAGUAAUUAUUCGACGAAGACUGGUUCUUCCUUAGUCUUAUUUUUUAAUUUGUUUUUUAUGUCAAUACCAUGUAUUAGUUUUUUAAAUUUGUUUUAAAUUAUUUUAACUUUCAAUUUUAAACCUAUAACGAACUAUAACCAAGUACCUACCUACAUAUUGUUUAUUGAUCUCAAUACAUUCUUGU
This is a messenger RNA of Planococcus citri (citrus mealybug), 2813 nucleotides long. Its product is annotated as cap-specific mRNA (nucleoside-2'-O-)-methyltransferase 2-like. Gene Ontology annotation, molecular function: methyltransferase cap1 activity. The transcript is spliced from 9 exons. The record is from RefSeq and is a predicted model, not a curated record. NCBI's taxonomy places the organism in Eukaryota, Metazoa, Arthropoda, Insecta, Hemiptera, Pseudococcidae. Gene Ontology annotation, biological process: 7-methylguanosine mRNA capping. The coding region runs from base 405 to 2630 and encodes 741 amino acids. Gene Ontology annotation, cellular component: cytoplasm; nucleus.